Cladocopium goreaui is the source of this 1320-nucleotide messenger RNA. The record is from the annotation of a GenBank genome assembly. Lineage: Eukaryota; Dinophyceae; Suessiales; Symbiodiniaceae.
AUGGCCUCCAUGGCCUCCAUAGCCACUGUGGCCUUCAUCACCGGGCUGUGCCUUGGCUGCUUAACGGUGAGUGCUGCGCCUGGCUGCGAUGUGCCGCAAGUACAGAGACCCAAUGGCACGAUGAAUUCAGCACCUCUGCUGCUGCAGAGACCCGGCACCUUGGUCACCAUGGUCAAACCCAAAAAUCGGAGUUUGCAUGACCUGCCGGUCAGAGACUACCCUCCCCAACCGAACUUUCCGCGUUUGGCGACAGAGACUUGGAGAUUUAUGCAGCUGGCAGAGGGGAAAGUACGCCAAGGGACAGUUGUGUUGGAACAAUUCGGGCCGGCGGGAGUGCACAAGUUCUUCAAUGCCGCCUUGAUCUUUGACUGGUGCUUAUUUCUGGUUGCUGCCUGUGUGGCAUUGGUCUGGCGCAAAUCCUCACAGCUUCUGGCGCCCUUGACUUCCCUGUUGGGCUGGUUGGCGCUAGGUGCCAUCUAUGCGGUCAUCAUUUUCGGACGCAUGGGCUCACACCAUGGCUCCAACUGGGUGGCUGGGUAUUUCUUGGAGCUAAUCUUCCUGAUCGAAAACGUGUUCGUCUUCCACGCAAUCGCAGAAGCUUUCCUAGUCCCCGCAAAGCGGGUGGUGUCGUGCCUGGUGCUGGUUGCCUGGGGGCAGAUUUGCUUCGACGUAGUGUUCUAUAUGGGCUUGGCGCAGUGGUUGCGUUCUUGGGUCCUGCUGCCUUAUUUGCUCGGUUUGUGGUUGCUUGGUCUUGGAGUGUCAGUACUUCGCCACUCCAUCGAUGAGCCAGAGGAACAGUCAGCACCGUCACCCAGUGCUUCUGAUACUUCAGACGCUGCGCAAAGCCCUGCAGCAGACAUGUUGAGGAAUGUGGUUGGAAACAGAGUUGACAUGGACGGGCACUCGGAUGCAGGAUUUCUGGUGCUUCGGGAGAAAGAUAUCAAGGUCCCAAUCCUGGAUGUGGUGACCUGCGUGCUUCUCUUAGCCGACUUCUUGCUGGAUAUUGAUGUGGUCCUGACGAAGAUCGAGGAGAUACCCAACACCUAUAUUGGUUUCAGCUCGUCGGCCUUAGCGACCUUUCUCAUCCCGGAGCUCUUCGCUUUGAGCCAGGACAUGCUGUCCUGCUUUCCGCUGCUGCACUAUGGGAUUGGCCUCGUGCUGUGCUUUUUUGGUUUGGAGAUGGUGCUUCAACCACUCGUGGAAGUUGAACCCUUGAUUUCCUGCGCUGUAGUGGUUGUGAUUCUGGCGGCUUGUGUGGUGGCUUCUGCUGUGAAGGAUCACUGGAGGUGUCCGGAGAGCGGCCGGGCAGGCCGGGCAUGA